AUGGCGAAGCUCGACUACGAUGCGCUGAGGGCGCAGACCAUGGGCGCGGGCAACGAUGAAGCUGUUACAGUCAACACUCGCGCUCUCAUAGACAAAGUCCUAGCACGAUACUCGGGAGAAUGGACUACGCUCAGAGAACUCCUCCAGAACGCUGCCGACGCGUCAGCCUCGAAAGUUAUUAUCAAAUUUGAGACUUCGCCCUCACCGACAGUGCCGGUUCCGCAAAGCUCGGAUCCAUCGGCCCAACUGAAGCAUGUACUGUUACAUCAUACGCUGAAGUCCACGAUAGUCGAGAACAACGGCGAAGUGUUCAAAGGUACGGACUGGUCCAGGCUGAAAAAGAUCGCUGAAGGUAACCCAGAUGAGACAAAAAUUGGUGCUUUUGGUGUGGGCUUCUACAGUGUCUUUGCGGACUGCGAGGAGCCAUUUGUUUCCUCGGGGAAAGAAGCUUUGGCGUUUUACUGGCAAAAGGAUGCCCUGUUUACGAAGAGCUUGGCUUUGCCGAACGGCCAGACUAACAACACCACAUUCGUUCUUCCUAUGCGCAACCGUACCUCUCCGAUCCCGUCUUUGCUAUCGCUGUGUCAAUUUCUCACGAGCAGCCUUACAUUUGUUGGGCUCGAAUCUAUCGAGAUGUGGCUAGAUGAAUGGAGGAUAAUCACAUUGAACAAGAAGGUUGCUCCGAGCGUUGGUCUACAGAUACCGAAAGAGGUGGAGAGGAAAACACGAGAAGGCUUGAUGCAUGUGGCUGAUAUCACUAAAGAAGCUGCCCAGCUGGAUGCACAUUGGUUGAAAGUCGUGGAGUGGAAGCCGAAAGCCGCCUUGAAUAAUCUAAGCGUUGGGUCGGGUUCGACCGUCAAGGGAGCUCAGUCGAGUCAGUCCCUGCGUGGGUUCUUCUCCAGGCUGGCUCCUGGUGCCUCGAACAGCGCAGCUCUCGAGAGAGCGGCGACAGAAGAGAAGCAAAUCCAGGAGAGUCUAGAGGAAGAUCUUAUGGGUGAUUCUAAUGCUACGAUAUUUCUGCAUGUCAAUAAGGCCACAGUCCGGACUCUCGUCAGCCAAAGCUUCAGCUCGGAGCUCGAGAGAGCCACAAAGAAGCCUCCUCCCAAGACUACAACAGUCUCCCUUCUCAGUGCAUCAUACGAUGAGCAAAUAGCUUCGACCUCCUCCGGUAAAGCUUCCAUGGCACCCAGAAUCUUUGGGACAUUCAUCCCCACUGACGGCAAGGGACGCGUGUUCAUUGGCUUCACAACAAAUCAAACCACCGGUCUAAACGUUCAUAUUAGCACACCGUCGAUCAUCCCUACCGUCGAGCGGGAGUCUAUUGACUUGAAUAACCGAUUCAUCAGAGUAUGGAACGUCGAGCUUUUGCGUGUCGCUGGCAUUGUCGCGCGGGUAUCCUGGGGCAAUGAAGCUUUGGAGUUGAAGGAGAAGCUUUCUCGAGCAUUAAAGGUCGCGGAAAGGAACCACGUGGUCAAAGAUGACAUCGUUGCAUUGCUCCCCGAAACGCUGUAUCUCCACAAAACUUUUACGUGGAAUGAGUCAACACCAUCCUCCGAGGUUGGGACACUGAUGGAGGAAGCGUUCUGGACCUGCAACCAAAAGACAACGAUAGCUACAUUAUCAACUCAAGGAGUUCUGCCAUCAUCCCAAGUACGCAUUGCACAUGAGGAACUCGGAUUUGUCGAAGGCAUACCCCUGCUGCCUGAAGCUUUGGCAGGCGUUGGAGUCAUCAAAAAGCUGAUAGAUUAUGGCGUCAUUACCGAGGUCACGAUAUCGGACAUCAAGUCAGAAUUGGAAGGAAAAGCUUUGGACGCGGCACAGCUCCGGCGGUUCUUAGAAUGGCUUGGGCAUAAAGCAAAAAUCAAUGAGAUCGACGGGGUAGUGAUUCGGUCUCUGCUUGAUGUUGCUGUUGCAAAUGACGAUGAAGAUGGCAGUGGGAGGGUUAUCGUCUUGGCAGAAAUGAAGCACUUUCUCAAUGUUUCGAGGAUCCCACCAGAGAUGCCUAUUCCACCAAACACGCUGCCUUUCAAAUUCACCAAGAAGAUUAGUAAAUCUGAAUUGGAAAUGCUAGAUUUUGAGGAUCUGCAUCUAGUUCCAUGGCUCCGAUGGCUCAUCGAGAAUACUGGUGGCCGUGGUGCCCUCUCGUCCGACCAGGAUAUCACCACGUCACCUGCUUUCGCCAGCAGCGUCCUACCCAUAAUAUCCAAACAGUGGGAGGGAUUAAGCCAGUCAUCCAAGUCAACUGUCAUUGAUUUACUGGCACCGCGGACCGUGAUACCGACUAAGAUGGGCAUGAAGAAGCCAGCUGACGCCUACUUCCCCUCGGUAAAGCUAUUUGAUGACCUUCCCGUGGUCACUGGCCUUCAUUCAGUGAAAGACAAGUUAUUGACGGCGUUGCAAGUACGAAAAACAAUAGACAUCGGGGUCGUUUUUGAUCGAUUGAUGGACCUAACCCCGUCGACCACCUCAAACAAGACGCAGAUUCCCGCUUCUUCGAGGAAAUGGAGCCAUGUGGAUCUUAUCAAAUACUUGGCAUCGGUCCAAAAUGACAUUCCAGCUGCCGAUAUCAAGCGAUUGAGGACAAUGAAAAUAUGUCCAGCGGAAACAGAAGCUCUCCAGCCUUCCGCCGAACGUUACCAGGCCUCGGAGCUUUUUGAGCCCGACCAGGCGCUCAGACGGCUCAAGCUGCGUACUAUGCAUUGGCCAGGUAUCUAUCGUCCUGAAAGCCAGGAGGGCAAGUUUCUUAAAGUUCUUGGAUUACGCCCGUAUCCAGGCUACCCAGACCUCAUUCAUAUUAUGUCAACUGCAGCUGCAAGUGGAGAUCUGCCCCUCCGGGAUCAGGCUUUGAGAUAUUUCAUUGAUUACCACCAAACGAAAGGCUAUUCCCAGUACGAUCACACAAGCGUGACGUCUGGAUAUCUACCCAUCGAAGGCUCGGAAAAGAAGGUGGCAAGUCCGAACGACUGUUUCUCGAACGAGCGCGCAGCUAUCAUGGGCUUUGAUGUUUUGCGACACGACCUGCACGUCCACGCUUUAAAGUUUGGCGUCAAGCCUGACCCACCGAUUGCAGAAUGUGUCAGCCGCUUAAUCAGCAAUCCACCACAAUCUAAACGCAAUGCCCGCGAAGUCUUCGCCUAUUUUGCGAGUCGGCUGUCAGAGAUGCACGACCGAUAUGCGGAGACACUCAGUGGGGCUUCCAUAGUCCCUGUGAUGUCCAAGUCGAGCAGUAUCGCCAGCCCAAAGUCCGAAAGUUCAGAGCGAAUCGUACAUAUACCGCCUCGCAUCUGCUUUCUUGGCGAUGGCGAGAAGUACGCAGAUGUCUUUGAUUAUGUCGAUUUCGGUCAGGAAGCCAAUACCUUUCUCUUAAGGGUCGGUUCCAAGCACGAACCUAGCACGACUGAGUUGACAAAGCUUUUGGUUCGCGAGCCAGCGAGAAUCUUUUCGGUGCUCGGCGACACCAGGUAUUUGGAGUUGCUACGGAGUGUGGCAGCUUCUUGGCGCACUUUGAAGAAAGACAAAGCCUUGGUCAAGGAGAUGAAGGCGGCUAAAUGCCUGCUCGCAUAUAGAGAGAUCAGCUCGAAGUUAUCGAAAGGCGAAUACGAAGAGGAGGAAGAGUCCGGGAUUAAGUCCUGGGAACUUGCAAACGCCAGCCAGGUGGUCAUUGUAGAUGACAUCAUCACCUAUAACCUGUUCAAAUCGAGUCUUCUGGCGGCUCCUAUGGAGGAGACUCUUGAGGAGUUCUACCACAGUCUCGGCGCUCCUGAGGUCGCCAGUCUCCUCGAGGAACAACAAAGCAUCGGCAUGGUCUCGAAGGACCAAACGUCAGCGUUGAAACUACAACAAUUACUUCACGAGCGAUCGCGGCUCUUCCUACACGACUACUCCUCUGAAAUGAUUAAGCACAAUGCAAAAUGGAUAGAGCAGAAUCUCAAGGUGAAAUGCGUGCAGACAAUUGCUCUUAGGAGGUCGCUGCGGGGGUACAACUUGAGUCACCGAGAGUCUAGGAGCGCUGUGGUCCACAGCGACAAGCCAAUACUGUAUAUCAUUUCCAAAGGCUACGAUAUGCUCGAGGUCAGUCAGGCCCUGGUGCCUGUUUUACUGCAGCGCUCGAAGCCCCAAUACAUCUUUAUGCUCGAGAUGAUAUUGGAAUCCAGUCUGCAGAAGCUACGCUCGAGAGGUUACAAUGUAGGCCGAAUCAUGCAACAGAAGGAAACGGAAGCUCGCAUCGCCGAUGAGGCUCUCAAGCAGCAACAAGAGGAGCAACAACGGGAGAUCAAAGAGCGCGAAGCAGCUUGGAAAGAAGCACACGCCGCGAGCGCCGCAAAGGCCCAACAGAACGCAAUGCCGGGGAUCUUCCCCGACUCGCCCGAUCGUCCAAGCUUGACUAAUUCAGUUGAGGCAGAGCCUAUUAUGGACAGACCCCGAGGCUUGUUCUCUGGCAUACGUAAGCAAUUCGGAUUCGACAAUCAGCGGCCGUCCGUCCAAAACAAUCCUGCAAGCAGAGGCAAAAAUCGUGUCAUUGAGGCUCCUCGGGAUGAUGCACCGCCGCCAUAUUCACAGAAUGAAGGACAUGUUUCACAAACGCAGAUCCCACAGCCAGAGACUGUAACGGCACCGCAUCACCUCCAGCAAAAUCUAGUCAACGCCAUUCAAGCUUCCCGAGCGCACAACACAGCAAGCGUGAUCAGCCAGCCAGCUGUAAACGACGUUAAAGAGGCAGGUGGAUCAUAUUGUGACGCAAGACCAGGCCAAGAUAUAUCACUUAUUGGGGAGACCUCUAAGGUCCGGAUCUUUCUAUCUAACACCGUCGCCGCAAAUGGCCUGAAUGCCACCAAAUUCAUGGAAGCCAAUGUCUCCGCCUUGAAACUCUUCGCUACAGUUCUGUUGGACUGCGCCGAUGUCUUCGCUCUCAAUCGCUCUACGGUGCACAUCUUCUACGAUGACGCUGGUAGCACCAUUGCUUUCAAUCAAAGCAAAGCUCUCUUCUUCAAUUACAGAUACUUUGAAAACUUGCACUUGCCAUUAGUGCAACAGGGAAACAAGACCGAUGCUAUUGUGUACUGGUGUGUCGUUAUGGCACACGAAUUGUCGCAUAAUCUAGUCUCCGAUCACUCCGCGCAGCACAGCUACUACACCGAAGCCAUGGUCAUCCAAUACUUCGGUAAGAUUGCCUCCAAGAUCGGCGCGCAACAAUGGUCAAAUUCUACUGGAGGACCGACUCUACCUCCGGAUCCAAUCCGACCUACCCAUCUGCAGAAUCGAUUGGUGGACAUAGACUGA
Molecule: messenger RNA, 5280 nt
Organism: Letharia columbiana
Lineage: Eukaryota; Fungi; Ascomycota; Lecanoromycetes; Lecanorales; Parmeliaceae
Exons: 2
Coding region: 1-5280 (1759 amino acids)
Source: RefSeq, a predicted model, not a curated record